Molecule: messenger RNA, 2318 nt
Organism: Astyanax mexicanus (Mexican tetra)
Lineage: Eukaryota; Metazoa; Chordata; Actinopteri; Characiformes; Acestrorhamphidae
Product: solute carrier family 2, facilitated glucose transporter member 5
Exons: 12
Coding region: 111-1646 (511 amino acids)
Biological process (GO): monosaccharide transmembrane transport
Cellular component (GO): membrane
Molecular function (GO): hexose transmembrane transporter activity
Source: RefSeq, a predicted model, not a curated record
CCAAGCCAUGACUCCAAUGUCCAAAGUGCAUUCAGAGGAAACUACGACCUGACUUGUUUUGUCCAGGAGCUAAUAGUAUUGAGCAGCGACUGCUGGUCACAGUUACGAGCAUGGAGAAAGAGAUGAUUGUGGGAAAAGAGCAGGAAAGGAAAGGGAGGCUGACCGUGGUCUUGGCCUUGGCUACCCUGAUCUCUGCGUUCGGGUCAUCUUUUCAGUAUGGCUACAAUGUGGCUGUGGUCAACUCUCCAUCUCCGGACAUGCAGAAGUUCUACAGCAGUGUGUAUGAGAGCCGUAAUGAAACCCUUACAGACAGUGUUCAGACUCUGCUGUGGUCCCUCACUGUAUCCAUGUACCCACUGGGUGGCUUCUUUGGCUCUCUCAUGGUGGCUCCACUGGUGAACAGCUUUGGAAGGAAAGGCACCCUCUUGUUCAACAACAUCUUCUCCAUUGUCCCUGCUGUAAUGAUGGGAAUCAGUGAGGUGGUGAACUCAUUUGAAAUCAUUAUUGUUGCUCGUGUCAUAAUAGGAAUCUGUGCUGGCCUUUCUUCCAAUGUGGUGCCAAUGUAUUUGGGAGAACUGGCCCCCAAGAAUCUGAGAGGAGCAAUUGGCAUCGUGCCUCAGCUUUUCAUCACUGUAGGCAUCCUCACAGCUCAGGUGUUUGGGAUCCGGAACAUUCUGGGCAAUGCUGAAGGCUGGCCCAUCAUGUUGGCUCUUACUGGCAUUCCUGCUGUCCUGGAGCUGCUCCUCCUGCCCUUCUUCCCCGAGAGCCCCCGCUACAUGCUCAUCCAGAAAGGCGACGAGAAAAAUGCCAGGACAGGCCUCCAGCAUCUGCGAGGCUGGCAGGAUGUGGAAGAGGAGCUGAAAGAGAUGCGGGUGGAGGAGCAGUCGGAGAAGGCUGAGGGUCAGCUGUCCGUUCUCAAGCUCCUCACCUUGCGCUCCCUGCGCUGGCAGCUGAUAUCCAUUAUCAUUAUGAACAUGGGCCAGCAACUGUCAGGAGUUAAUGCUAUCUAUUACUACGCGGACAGCAUCUUCGGUACAGCAGGGGUGAAAGAGAACGACAUCCAGUACGUGACUGUGGGAACGGGCACCGUCAACGUCCUCAUGACCUUGGCUGCAGUGUUCAUAGUGGAGGCCUCAGGCAGGAAGCUCCUGUUGCUGAUUGGGUUUGGGAUCUGUUGCGGGGCCUGCGUGAUCCUCACCGUGGCCCUCAGCUUGCAGGAGACUCUGCACUGGAUGCCCUAUGUCAGCAUCGCCUGCGUCAUCAUUUAUGUCAUUGGACACGCCAUAGGCCCGAGUCCGAUUCCCACUGUGAUUACCAACGAGGUCUUCCGGCAGUCCUCCAGGCCAGCAGCCUUCAUGGUGGCGGGCUCCGUCCACUGGCUUUCAAACUUCACAGUGGGCCUGGUCUUCCCUUUCAUUGUGAAAGGGCUCGGGGCCUACGGCUUCAUCAUCUUCGCUUUUAUCUGCCUCGUCACGCUCAUCUACAUCUGGGUGGUCAUCCCAGAAACCAAGAACACCACCUUCCUGGAGAUCAGCAAGCUGUUCGCUAAGAGGAACGGGGUGGAGAUUUUGGUGGAGCCUGAUGAGAGCAAGAUGAAAGAGGCAGGAGUGAGAGACGACAAGCAGGUUGCAAUUACGUCCCUCUGACCGCAGACUGGAUCACCGCUGGGGACUAAGUGCUUCUUUAUGUCAGGGCUCUGGUGUAAGUCUGAAGUUCAGAGGCUUUUACUGGAUUUGGAUGAUGAUGUGUUUUGUGUUUCAAAGCACGUUACAUCUUUAUCUUCAAUAAUUGACUGCCAGUUAGACUGUAUGCAUUAUGAUUUUUUUUUUUUUCGGUACAUUAGACUCUUAUAAAGCUCAUAAAGGCUACUGGCAUUGCAAAUGUGUCCAGGUUACCAGCAGUUAAAUCAUGCUGGGCCACUCUAUGAUCCUGUACAUCAUAGAGUGCAUCAGCAGAAACCUAAUGAUAUGUUUGACACUGUCUGUUAAAGGGCACCUGAGAGUUGAUGGCGUAUAGCCAGCGUAAUUAUAGUACAAGUGCAGGCUUCUAGCAUUGGCAGUGUAAAUAGUAAUUUUACAAGCAGUUGUGUAGUCUAGGAUUGGCACGUGGUGCAGCCGAAUCAGAUCACGAGGAGUUCUAGCAAUAUCACUUGAAAUAAGGUUCAAAGUUCCUUGGCAAAGAUGUUGGCAAAGAAAUCAUUUUCUCUUUUUUUUUUUACGUAUUUUUAUUAAUGUUAUUGUUUUUCUUCCAGUAUAUGCAAUGAUGCUUAAAAUAAGCUAUUUUUUAUAUUACUGAAUAAAAAGUUUGCUUCAGAUUAA